Hyaloperonospora brassicae is the source of this 570-nucleotide messenger RNA. Lineage: Eukaryota; Oomycota; Peronosporomycetes; Peronosporales; Peronosporaceae. The record is from the annotation of a GenBank genome assembly.
AUGAGCUCGAACGUCGAGCUCCAAGACGCCGCCGACAAUGGCGCUCGACUGCCGUCGCGGGUGUCGCCCCACGAGCUCUUCUUCUUUCAGAUUCACCACGUGACGCUCACCGUCGAGAGCGGCACUGGCUAUCCAGGACAGGGCGGCUGCUUUUACGGCGGUCGGGGACGCUGCGACGUCUCACAGUACCGCCUCGUGUUUGUGUCGGACCGAGCACGGGAGACCAGCGCGUGCCAGUCCUUUUCUUUGCCGUUGUACGGGAUCCGCGACUGGCGCUUUGACACGAGCUUCUUUGGUGCAAAGAGCUGGCAGGGUCACGUGAAUUGCGUGCCGGGUGGCGGCCUUGUUGGAAGUGCUGGGUUUGAAGAGUUUCGCAACCACGUGGUGCCAUUGCUAGAAGGCUCGAGAGACUUGCAUCGCCAGUUUUGUGACCUCACGACUCCAUCUAUGCUGAUGGUACCAGGGAAGUCAGACGGACAAGAGGACAGCCCACGGAGAUUCGCAUAUUGCUCUGCUGCUGACCCUUUCACGCUCUAUGUCGUCAAGAAACCAUCUGCAAGCAGCGUCUAG